AUGGCACCGACGAAGUAUGUUGAUCGCUCUGUGCCGACAAUCUCCCUCCGCGACUUCGAUGCGCGCAUCGAUGUGAUUACACAGGAACUUGUCGAUGCUGCAGAGAACCACGGCUUCUUCUGCAUCGUGGACCACGGCAUAACACGCGACGCUGUCGACGGCAUCUUCAAUCAGUCAGCGCGUUUCUUCAAUCAGCCUGAUCCCGUGAAAUCGCAAGUGCCAUUCUCCCCUCAACACAACGCCGGAUGGGAGAAGAAUGCUCAAAUCCGGCCAUCUACUGGUGCAGUCGACCGCAAAGAGUCUUAUCAGAUGCAAUUCGGCGAAGGCAUGAAUGGUCGAUGGCUGAGUGACCAGACCCUUCCGGGGUUCCGAGCGGAGGCUUUGGAGUUCAUGCACAGAGUACAGGCAGUCAGUGAGAGGCUCAUGAGGUGCUUCGCGCGGGGGUUGAACUUCGAGGAAGAUUACUUCGUCAAAGCUCACGAUGUCAGCCGACCAGAGUCUCAGACUGUCUGCCGAUUACUGCAUUAUUUCGAGACUCCGCAGGUACCGAAUCCAACAGGAGAGGUACAUCAUCGAGCGGGCGCACACGCCGACUGGGAUUUCUUGACUUUGCUGUUCCAAAAGGCAGGGCAGUCUGGUCUUGAGAUCUGUCCGGGGCGGGAAGUAUCAACUUCGUUCGGGUACGGGGAUGCGUGGACCAAGGUUGAGCCGGACGCAGACAAGAACGCAAUCGUCUGCAACGUCGGUGACCUCCUUAUGUCGUGGUCAGAUGACCGCUUCAAGUCGACCUUUCAUCGUGUCAAGGCUCCAUGUGAACCUGACGACUUCUACGGCGAGCGCUACAGCAUCGCCUUUUUCAAUCAGCCAUGCAAAGACGCCAAGAUCCAGGGCCCACUGAAGAAGUAUCCAAUGGUGACGGGUGAGGAGUUUACGAGGAAUGCCAUGAGCCGGAAUUAUCAGGCUAUACAAGAUAAACUAAAGAAGGAGAAAGAGCCGGCGGUAGCGGUUGUCGAAGUGAGCGCGACGGUAGCUGAGCGCGGAUGCCUAGUCGACCCGCUUAUUUCUCUCACCUGCCCUGACAUUCAGCCUUCUAUUCUUGAAACCAAGUUCGACCGUCUAAACCCCACAAGCAACACGACAAGCACAAUACCAAUGGUUCCAGCGACUCUGCCCUUGGCAGAUCCUUCGCCCAUCGAGAAGCUGCCCGCCGAGUUACUAGAGUGCAUACUGCUGGAAGUUGCGAAGCAUGCUGUACCGCCAGUUACCGAAGACGAAGACAGCCAGACUGUCGAUCACGAGAAGUCUCUUCCCCCGCCUUCGCUCGUUGGUGGUCGAUCAUAG
Messenger RNA from Alternaria novae-zelandiae, 1341 nucleotides. RefSeq lists its product as uncharacterized. The record is from RefSeq and is a predicted model, not a curated record. Lineage: Eukaryota; Fungi; Ascomycota; Dothideomycetes; Pleosporales; Pleosporaceae. Gene Ontology annotation, molecular function: dioxygenase activity. The transcript has 5 exons. The coding region runs from base 1 to 1341 and encodes 446 amino acids.